UCCGGUUUUUACUGACGUUUGAAACGAAUGGCGCUCAACUUUUGAGUGGUGAACUGAUUAUUUUUGCGAAGAAAUGGAGAAAGAAGAUCACAGGAUCAAGCUGGCGUCGAAAAAGCAAGCAUGCGAGCAACUGAAAAAGUAUCGUGAACUCUUGAAUAAAGUAUUAGAUGGACAAACAGGUAUUUCUGAGGAGACUAAGCAGCUAUUACUGGAGGAAUUGAUGCGGAAUUUUGAGGCUGGAGUGAAGGAAAACAUUCUGAUUAAUGGCGAAACAUGGGAUGAGGCACCCGAUGAGGACGAAGAUGAUGACUGUAAGAAGCUGGACGACAUGCUGGAUGAAAACAUCCUGGAAACGUCCCUGAAACGCAGACGGUACCCUAAACAGAUCCUCCCUUACGUCGUCCGUGCUCUGAAGGCAGAACGAGAAACUAUGGGUUUGUAUGAACAAGCAAUAAAGCCAGUAAAGAUAAUAAAGGAUCCCAUUCAAGGGAGCACCGUGAGCAGUCUGUCAGAGACUGUACCCAAGACGGUCAGGCAGGCUGCUGCUGUGAUGAAGUCUCUCCAAACUGUCCAGCAGCAGGCCGAGGGUCUCCGGCAGGUAAUGGCUAUGCAGCCUAAUGCCGAGUCCAUGGAGCUCCACCAGGAGGUGUUCGGCAAGCUCUCGGGGGUUGAGCAGUCAUGUGACGGCAGAAGACGACCCCUCAAGAGGACUGCAGUUGAGAUGGAGAUGAACAGCAUGAGGACGAGGAUGAUGACCGAAGGAAUAAGAGGCGAGAGAAGAACAGGGCAGCGGCACAGAGAAGUCGCAAGAAACAGACACAGCGAGCUGACAGGCUGCACGAGGAGUAUGAAUGUCUGGAGCAGGAGAACCUCUUGCUGAGGAAGGAGGUGCAGACUCUCACGGAGGAGCAGAGGCGCCUGACAGAGGCUCUGAAAGCGCACGAGCCCCUCUGUCUCAUCAUGCACUGCUCUGCUGGCCUGAUGUCACAUACGAGGAUGGAGCUCCUCUCUGGGGGUCUCCCUA
Molecule: messenger RNA, 1024 nt
Organism: Paramormyrops kingsleyae
Lineage: Eukaryota; Metazoa; Chordata; Actinopteri; Osteoglossiformes; Mormyridae
Gene: nsl1
Product: NSL1 component of MIS12 kinetochore complex
Biological process (GO): mitotic sister chromatid segregation
Cellular component (GO): MIS12/MIND type complex; kinetochore
Source: RefSeq, a predicted model, not a curated record